Aphanomyces invadans is the source of this 1130-nucleotide messenger RNA. RefSeq lists its product as hypothetical. Gene Ontology annotation, biological process: protein folding. The transcript is spliced from 4 exons. Lineage: Eukaryota; Oomycota; Saprolegniomycetes; Saprolegniales; Verrucalvaceae. Gene Ontology annotation, cellular component: endoplasmic reticulum membrane. The coding region runs from base 23 to 1081 and encodes 352 amino acids. The record is from RefSeq and is a predicted model, not a curated record.
CAACCCUCCCUUUCACAACGUGAUGACGUGUCGGCGGCGCUGCGGCGCGUUCGUUUUGCUGGGGCUCCUGCUCCUCAUCGUUUCAACCUAUGCACAGAACAUGUACUGUGGCCGCCGCGAGUGCUACGACAUUCUUGGCUUGCGAGGACAAGAAACGACCGCGACAACGGCGGACAUCCGACGAGCCUACAGGAUACUGUCACUGCAAUUCCACCCGGACAAGAACCCGAGUCCCGACGCGGCCCAGAUAUUCCAGGAAAUUGCAACAGCAUACGAAGUGUUGUCGGGGGGUCUCUCUCGACAAGCGUAUGAUCAUUACCUGAACAACCCCGACGAUCAUGCGUACAACUACGGCAUGCACGUCUACCACGUGUACGCGCCAAAAUCCGACUACCGCGUGAUUGGCAUCGUCUUCAUCUUGUUUUUGUCGCUCGUGCAAUACUACGCUCAGCUGCAUCGCCACAAGCAAGCGCUGGCGUACUUUCGAGAGAGCAAAGACGUCGUCCGCAAAGCUCAAUCGAUCCAAUCAAGUCGACGUGCUCAGGCAAGCCGAUGUGACGACCAAGCAAAGACGCGGCAGCGCGGGGUUGGCGGGAAAGACAAGAAGCAGAAGAAAGAGCACGACCGCGCCGAGUUGACAGCGAUCGUCGACGAACUCAUGGAGAAUGUAGAAAUCUCUGGCGGAUACGCCAAGCCCAGCGUGGCCAACUUGUUGGUCGUCCGCUUGGCGCUCUUGCCCGUCACAAUUGCCAAGGUCGCGCAGUGGCACCUCACGUGGUGGUUCAAGUACACAGUGCGAAACAAUCCUUUCGCCCCCGACGACGUCGAGUACCUCACGUGCAAAGCUCUGGGCAUCUCGCCAGAGUAUUUCCACAGCGACCAAUUCAUCGAAGACCGAGACGAAGUGUUGAGUCGCGAGCUGUGGCAGCCGGAGAACAUGCUCGCGUACCAACACGACUUGGCGGCGCGAUGGAAGCGCAAGUACCCGACAAAGUACAAACAAAUGCUUGCAUCGCGCAAGCGGGCGGGGGUCCCCGACUUGGAACCGGAAGACUCGGACUACGACAACGAUUCCGACUAGCUCCAAUUAUGUACCAUUCAAAAUGUACCGCCAAACCAACUUGUGAAGC